GUGGUUAAAGCGAUUGAUUAGAAAUCAAUUCCUCUCUGAGGGCGCACGUUCGAAUCGUGCCAGUGUCGCAUUUUUUGUUUCAUUGUCCCUGACACUGGCUCGAGAGGAAACCAAUUGCUUUGACCACAGUCUCUUGUCUGGCCUCUACCCUCUUGUAGAAUAUCUGUAACCUCCAGUCGGCAUAGCACAUAUAACUAUAAAACACACCAUGUACUAACCUAUAUCUAAUAUUACGAAGUCAUAUGUAGAGCUGGAAUCCUGCUUAGCGGAAUGUCUUGUCGGAAGGGCCCGGCUUCAUCUGAUCCCACGCUGAUCUGUGUUGAUCGUAACAAGCCACGAUGACACUAUUUGAGGGCUUGCCAGACGAGCUGUUAUUGCGCAUCUUUAAGGAUCACGAGCUUCAGCCCCAUGAGCUUCAAGUGAUUUCUUCGUUGUCCAAGAGGAUACGAAGGGCUGCAUUGGAUGAUUCGAUUUGGAGACGGAUCUGUCACGUCAUCAUGUCUGGAUGUUCGCUCCUUGGCGAUGAAGAGGAAGUACAGUUGACAAAAUGGGGAGCACAGAGCUUUUAUGAUCUUUGGGUCUCCUUGUUGCGUCAAUGGUCGCCCUUUAUUGGUUUCUGGGUUGCUUCUCCGUCGCGUGACAUAAUCUACAUCGCGCCAUGCAACACAAGGGGUGCCAUACUGGUGGCUAAUUUGGAUCUGACCAACGCGUUCAAGCCUGAUCCCAAGGACAAUUUAAGGUUCAGAGUAAGAUCAAUAGCUAGAAGCGAAUACCGCUAUCCCCUCUACAUUCAGACUGCAGACAUGUUGAUUCAUGCCACCGAAGAGGACAUAGCGGGCAGCGUUUUCCUGAAUGGUGUAAUUUCCGUCGGCCUAUACAUACCCCACUACAAGGUUCUACGCACGGACUUUUAUGGGCUGCUUCAGCAAGGCGAUGGAUCCGCGGUGGUGCCAUUUUCUCCGACUACAUUUCAAAGGUCGGUCGUUCGCAGCGACUGGAUUGGUGGACUGGGCCGACCUCCUCGGCAACGCGUUUGCCCAGGCUUGAUGCCCUCACCCGCGAUGGCACCCAUCAUUCGCUCACUCGUCCAUACGGGAAAUGAAGUUGAAUUCCCCUGCCUGCAAUGUUGGAACUACAGCAGGCAUAGCAAGUAUAUACCAUUAGGACCCCCCAAAAGGACAGACAUCCAUGCUUCACCAUCAGCCCUAAAUAUCCUCGAUUACCCUUCGAAUCUCAUCGACAGCGGUCUCUUUGCUGGGCCUUAUAAAGACAGCCUUGAACUCUUUUAUAUCACCGUGCGGACACACAGAAAAGGAUUUUCAUAAGGCUUCAGCUUCAAUGGCCCGAGAUCCAGACGGUGCCAUUCCCUUCAACAGUUCCCGCACCCUGCUAGACGACAUCCCACCUGAGUACCACUGGGAGGGCACAUUUGCACAUGAUGAUUCUACGCCUCAUCUGGGACCCUUUUCUCGAGGCUAUUC
Molecule: messenger RNA, 1481 nt
Organism: Cantharellus anzutake
Lineage: Eukaryota; Fungi; Basidiomycota; Agaricomycetes; Cantharellales; Hydnaceae
Exons: 1
Coding region: 339-1325 (328 amino acids)
Molecular function (GO): protein binding
Source: RefSeq, a predicted model, not a curated record